Molecule: messenger RNA, 3930 nt
Organism: Seriola aureovittata
Lineage: Eukaryota; Metazoa; Chordata; Actinopteri; Carangiformes; Carangidae
Product: growth arrest-specific protein 7-like
Exons: 14
Coding region: 301-1725 (474 amino acids)
Biological process (GO): actin filament polymerization; neuron projection morphogenesis
Cellular component (GO): plasma membrane; actin filament; cytoplasm
Molecular function (GO): actin filament binding
Source: RefSeq, a predicted model, not a curated record
UGAAGUGGCCCCAGACGGUGCAGGCAGCGCCGGAGGAGCAGAGCGGAGAGGGGGCGUGCUCGACAGCGGGAGGAGGAGAACCUGUUCACCGACUUCACACAACUUUCACUCCGCUCCGCCACGAGCCGGGAGCCGCCGCACGAGCUCCGGACCCGGGACCAAAAACACAGACUUUCACACUCGCUCCACAAAGUGUGUAGUUUUUUCUUUCUGUAGAGGAGGGAGGAGGGGUGUCCGAGGAUAAUCUUCAUCAUCACCACCACCACCACCACCACCAUCAUCAUCAUCAUCGUCAUCGUCAUGUCUGGAUCGUACUGUAAAAGUUUGUACCCGUUCAGCGGGGAGCAGCACCAGCAGGGACUGAACUUCGAGGCCGGGGAGAUUAUCAAGGUGGUGCAGGCUCUGCCCGGAGGCUGGUGGGAGGGAGAGAAGGACGGAGACAGAGGAUGGUUCCCGUCCAGUUACGUCCAGGUGCUGGAGAGGACGGCGUCCCUGAGUCAGCUUCCUGUGGAGGACCUCAAAGACCCCCUGCCUCCUCACUGGAGAUGCUACAUGUCUCCACAAGGGCGGCGAUACUACGUCAACACAACAAGCAACGAGACGACAUGGGAGAGACCGUCCAGUGUACCCGGGACCCCCAAAGCCUCGAUCCGACACAAGAACUCCCUGCCAGCAGUCAAUGGAUUUCACUCAGGUGGGAGUCCGUUGCAUCAUGUGGAGCAUUCGCACAACAGUCUGGUGAGGAAGAGCAGCGCAGAGCCACAGAGUCCGGGAUCCACGUCGCCCACCAGGAAGCAGAACAAGGAGACCACGGUAACGAUUAACUGUGUGACGUUCCCGUCUCCCGCCUGCAUGCCGGAGCAGCAGCUGCUGAAACCGGACGAAUGGAGCUACUGUGACUACUUCUGGGCUGAUAAGAAAGAUCCCCAAGGCAACGGCUGCAUCACAGGAUUCGAGGUGUUGCUGCAGAAACAGCUGAAGGGGAAACAGAUGCAGAAAGAGAUGGCCGAGUUCAUACGAGAGAGGAUAAAGAUAGAAGAAGAGUACGCCAAGAACCUCUCCAAGCUCUCCCAGAUCCCUCUCGCAGGCCAGGAGGAGGGGACUCUGGGGGAGGCCUGGGCCCAGCUGAAGAAGAGUCUGGCAGACGAAGCUGAAGUUCACCUGAAGUUCUCCUCAAAGCUCCAGAGUGAAGUGGAGAAGCCUCUGCUCAGCUUCAGGGAGAACUUCAAGAAGGACAUGAAGAGGUUCGACCAUCACAUCGCCGACCUGAGGAAGCAGCUGGUCGGUCGCUACGCAGCGGUGGAGAAGGCUCGGAAAGCUCUGGCUGACCGACAGAAGGAGCUGGAGCUGAAGACUCAGCAGCUCGAGAUUAAACUCAGCAACAAGAUUGAGGAAGACAUCAAGAAGGCCCGCAGGAAAUCCACACAAGCAGGAGAUGAUCUGAUGCGCUGCGUCGACCUUUAUAACCAGUCUCAGUCCAAGUGGUUUGAGGAGAUGGUCACAACAAGUCUGGAGCUGGAGCGUCUGGAGGUGGAGCGGGUGGAGAUGAUCAGACAGCACCUGUGUCAGUACACCACGCUGCGGCAUGAGACCGACAUGUUCAACCAAAGUACGAUGGAGCCGGUGGACCAGCUGCUGCAGUGUGUGGACCCCGUCAGAGACAGGGAGCUGUGGGUGAGGGAGAAUAAGACUGGAGACGUUCGGCCAGUGGACAUAGAGAUCUGAUCUCAGAGCACACGACCACGUUUACCCCAGAGACACACUGACCUGGAGCUACAUGCCUGAGACUGACUGUGCUGGGAUCCUGCCCCCCCCCCCCCCAGACUGUGGGAUGAGCCUCCACCUGUUGAGGGUGACGAUGUCAAAGAGUGAUGGGUCAUAGUUUUCUUUUACACAAGCUGAUGCUCAACUGUGAGAGUGACGACACUCAGAUAAAGAAGCGGCAACAAAGAACAUGUAACAUGUAAAUGUUUCUGUAACGCAGCUGCUGCUGUUUGUGCUUCUGCUCUGUGACUCUCUGAUUCAGUGAUUUAACAGAUGCUGCUGAACUACAUGAGUGUUUUAUGACUGUGUGUAGGGACUAGGCUAAAGUAUUUUAAUAUAAUUAUCAACCAUGUGCAUGUAUUUACCGUUUGCUAAGCACCGCCCCCCUCUGGCUUUCUGUUGCCACGCCUGUCAAGCUUCCUGUCUCAGUCGGGUCCAGAAGUCUGAGACCAGUAUCCCAGUCACGUGGACAGGCUUUUGGACCCGACUGUAUCCAGUUUACAAAAAAUAAUAAAAUGGAUCUUCAAUAUCACACAGAAGUAAACAAAAGUAAGUUUCUCAUUUCUAGUCAACAACUGUGGAGUUUGUCGGUUGAUUUUACUGGCUGUAGUUAGCUUGCGUUAAGCUGAUGCUAAUGCUUAAAGUCCAGCUGCAGUUGAUUUCUUAAAGUUUACAAUGUGUUUUAAAACAAGAGCCUGCAAAAUGAUGUAAAAUAUGCAGCCUAACACUGAGAAUACAGGUGACACGCCUUAAAGUCAGCAUUCUCACGGGAUGAUGAUCCAUGUGAAGGACGUGGAUUUAAAGACGCAGUAUCAUUUGUGUGUUGGGAGCUCUGGUGUUGUAUGGUGUUAUAAUUAAUAUAACUGUUACAUGGUUUGAACACAUUGAAAAAUUUACUGGAAACAGGAUUGUUGUUGUAAUACUCAUUUUGGCCACAAGAGGCUGAAGUGCACGACUACCCCAGUCUAAAUCGGACUAAAAGAUUUCACUCUAGGUGAUUUUUAAUUUCUACAUGCAUUCUAAUCAUAAGGUUCAUGUAAUGUGCGUUAGCAAGUUAUGUAACAUUACUGUUUCUCCUUUUGACAGAAAUGUAUGUUAAUCAGCAAAGGUUUUCUGCCAGAAAUGCUUCAGGAAGUCAGUUGAGAUAAUAUGAAAUACACAAAAGAGUGACAAAGGAAGAUGGAGGAAUGGGUCACAUGUAGGACUUUCACCUGAGAGACUGGGGUACAAAAACAACUUCACCCAUGUAGAGGAGCUGCACACUCAUGUGCACCCUGAAUGACGGGCACAUAGAGAGGUCUGGUGAAGUUUCUGGAGCAUAAACUCAAACCAAAUAAGGAGCAGGAAGGAGCUGCUAGCGCUAAACUCUGAUAUGUCUGUGAUUCCAUAUAAUAGUGAGCUGCUGACAGGCCCCUUACUAUUGGAAUUAAUGCUUGGGCAGUAAGCUUGUUGGUUGGCAUGCUAAUGUUUGUAGCUUAGAUUAAUCCAGAGAAGCACAUUGUUUAUUACAUUCAUUACAAUUUUGCUUUUGUGUUUUUGCUUUUGGAAAAGUUUUUUUUUUUUUUUUAAAAACACCAACCUCCAAACUAUUUAGUUGAAGCUUGAUGGGCCAGCUAGCAUCACAAAUCUGGCUACUGUUAGCAUCUCUGAAAGAAAAACAUGUUUAUUUUACUUCAUUCCUAAUGAGAAUUAAAAAUCAGCCAAUUGCACUUUAUUCCCAAAUGAUUUUUAUUAAAUUUACUGUAAGUCACUGUUCAUAUGAAAGAGAACUUAAUCAUUUUAUUACUAAUGGAAGUGACAGUGUUUUAUGUUCAGGGUGGCCUGGUGUAAAUAAGUGAGAUGUGUGAUUUGCUAUGAAAAGGAGGCAGUGGAGUGAAGUGUAAAAUACAUAAAAACAUAUAAUAUACAGACGUUUGGUACUGAUAAUAUAUGAAAUCUAAGUGUUUUAUAUGAGAGAGAAUUGAGAGGUCUCCUGUGAUAUUUGCUUCAGUUGGUUGAGAGCUGCCGCAGAAGCUCCAUGUACAAACAGCUCUUUACUACCAGGUCUUAUCCAGUGUUACUGCUUAGUCUGACUUGACCAGUGAGAGACGAGGACUGAGAUGUUUUUGUACAUUAACAGCUAAAGGUUGGAAUUUUUCAUUAAUAAAAAUGAAAAUAUGUAUCAUA